Jaculus jaculus (lesser Egyptian jerboa) is the source of this 1479-nucleotide messenger RNA. RefSeq names its product HSPB1 associated protein 1 (gene Hspbap1). Bases 1 to 1425 code for a protein of 474 amino acids. Lineage: Eukaryota; Metazoa; Chordata; Mammalia; Rodentia; Dipodidae. Gene Ontology annotation, molecular function: 2-oxoglutarate-dependent dioxygenase activity. The record is from RefSeq and is a predicted model, not a curated record. The transcript has 8 exons.
AUGGCCGCGGCCUCCGAGGCGGGCGCUGCGGACGCCCGGGCGGCGCGACCUGCGGGCGCGGAAGGUGGACACGGCAAACCUUUUACACCAGAGAAAGCGAGAGAAAUUAUAAUGUCUUUACAGCGACCUGCGGUCUUCUGCAACAUGGUUUAUGACUGGCCAGCACGACACUGGACCGCCCAGUACCUCGCUGGGGUUCUUCAGGGCAAGCAGAUACGAUUCAGAAUGGGUCUGAAAAGCACCGAUACUGUUCCUCAGUUUGAACCAGCAUGCGGUUACGUGGAUGCCACCGUUGAGGAGUUUCUGGCCUGGAAUUCUGACCAGUCUGAUCUCUGUGGUCCGUUUAAAGAUCACAGCCAUUCCAAAUUCUGGGCUUAUGCUGACUAUAAAUAUUUUGUCAGUCUAUUUGAAGACAAGACAGAUGUUUUCCAGGAUGUGAUGUGGUCUGACUUUGGGUUUCCUGGACGAAACGGGCAGGAAAGUACACUGUGGAUUGGCUCCCUGGGAGCCAAUACGCCCUGUCAUCUGGAUUCCUAUGGUUGCAACUUAGUGUUCCAGGUACAAGGAAGGAAAAGGUGGCAUCUCUUUCCUCCUGAAGACAUGCCUUUCCUUUAUCCAACCAGAAUCCCUUAUGAAGAGUCUAGCGUGUUCAGUAAAGUCAAUGUGGUCAAUCCUGAUUUCAAGUGUUUCCCUCAAUUCCAGAAAGCUCGCAGGCACGUGGUCACGCUGAGGCCAGGACAGGUUCUGUUUGUUCCCAGACACUGGUGGCAUUAUGUAGAGUCCAUUGAUCCUGUCACUGUCAGCAUAAACUCAUGGAUUGAGCUGGAGGAGGACCACCUUGCUCGGGUGGAAGAGGCGAUCACCCGCAUGCUCGUAUGUGCACUGAAAACCGCAGAGAACCCACACAACACCAGAGCUUGGUUAAACCCUACUGAGGUUGAGGAAAUAUCCCAUGAAGUCAACUGCCACUACUUAAAUGGAGCUGUGUGUGCCUUUCUUGAUCAUUCCAGAAUGUCCAAAGCAGUGAAAAUCCAGGCACUGAGAACACCAGGAGAGAACGGGAAAGAGAUCGAACACGCAUACAGUCAGAACAUAGCCACGGCAGCCUUAGAGCAGGCGACAGCAAGUCCCUUUGGCCCCGAUCUGGUCCCCGUGACACCAGGAUCUGGAGAGCCCCCUUCCGAAAGAGGAGGCAUUUUUGAAGAUGAACUUGGCAACAAACAUGAAGGGCAUCUUGGAAAAGUGUCGCCUGCCAAAAGACAACAGGAGAGGAUAAAAACUGGAAAUGUGAUGGCAGAACAGCCUUCCUCACAUAGUCCCAGGGCUCCUCAGACGGUGUCUACGGAUGACUUACUGGACUGCUUGGUGAAUCCACAAGUAACCAGGCUGGUGGCACAGCUUUUGAUACGAGGAAAAAGUUUAUGAUUCUAACGGAUUAUUUUUCAUACAGAAUUUUAAAAUACAUAUUUUAAAAUGAUA